Caenorhabditis elegans is the source of this 550-nucleotide messenger RNA. It is a transcript of the gene timp-1, whose product is annotated as NTR domain-containing protein. The record is from RefSeq and is marked reviewed. Gene Ontology annotation, cellular component: extracellular region. NCBI's taxonomy places the organism in Eukaryota, Metazoa, Nematoda, Chromadorea, Rhabditida, Rhabditidae. Gene Ontology annotation, molecular function: metalloendopeptidase inhibitor activity.
AAUGUUAGCAGUUGUUUUCACGUUCCUACUCUGUCUCAGUUUUCCACAAAGUUUUGAGUCAUGUAGCUGUAUGGAAUUUCAAUCAGAGAAAGAUGGAUAUUGCGCAACUUCAUGGAUUUCCAAAGUGAAAGUCGUUUCGAAGGAAACUGAUGGGCUUGGAUUAAUGAUGUCAUAUCGAUUGGAACAUUUGAAAGUUAUCAAGGCACCAGAAAACAUGACUUUACCGGAGACAAUGAACACUGCAACGCAAGAAAGUGCUUGUGGUCAGACUAAAUUUAAAGUUGGGAAGCAGUAUAUUUUUGGAGGAUCCUUGGCAAACAACGAUUCUCUUUUGAUAACAUUUUGCGACUGGCGUGUUCCAUUAAAAUACAUUGAUGAGCCAAAACUCGAGAUGAAGCCGACUUGGAAGAAGUUUGUGGAUUCGGUUGGAAAAUGUCCUCCACCACCUUCCCCGCUUUCUUCGUAAUUUCAACAUUUUUUUUGUGAGCAUUUGGCAUUUUAUUACAACAUUUUCGAAGUCAAUUGUGUGAAAAUUUUCAAACAAUAAGAG